UGCUAUCAGAAGCGUGGUGGUGCGCAUCAUGCCUGAGUGGACAGAUGGUGGGCGCCCCCACAAUUGCCGUGUGUUGACGCAAAAGGCGCCAUGAGACGCCAGGCUCGAGGGCCGAUAGCAACCGCGAAAGAGGCUCACAAUUGUCUUGGAAGUAUUCGCAGCGAGUCGCAUCUGGGCAUCUCGCAGUACUGAAAGGCGCAACCGCAGCCACCCCAUCCCAUGUUACUGCGCACCGCCUGCAGCAAUGGACAUGGCUUGCGUGUCCAGUUUAGCCUCCACGAGUCCUCUACGCAGCCCUCGGUGCGACGGCACGUCCUAUCGCGUCACGCCUACAAACUUCCCACCUGCCGCCCCAAAUUGCGCGUCCUGUGCACGCAGACGACGACGACGACCAAAGGCGCCCAGUACCUUGCUUAUUUGUCGCAUACGGCGCCCCUCCGCAACUGGUCGACGACGGUCCACCGCAAACCACUCUUUUCCCCUUCCACCAUGACAGGCGUCACGCAGACGAGGCAUCAUGCAGGCCAUUCCCACCAUCACCACCACGACAACACCUUCCUCUUGUCCAAGAACAAGAAUGACGCCGGCGUGCGCAUCACCAAGAUUGGCCUCUACGUCAACCUGGGCAUGGCGGUCAGCAAAGGCUUCGGGGGCUACGUCUUCAACAGUCAGGCACUCAUCGCCGACGCCAUCCACAGCCUCACCGACCUCGUGAGCGACAUCAUGACGCUGGCAACAGUCGGCUGGUCCCUCAAGCCGCCCACGGACCGCUUCCCCAGCGGAUAUGGCAAGGUGGAGAGUCUGGGUUCGCUCGGUGUCAGUGGCAUAUUGCUCGCAGGUGGUUUCUUCAUGGGCUGGACCGCGCUGCUGGCCCUCUGCAAGCAAUUCUUCCCCGAAGCCGCCGAGGUAGCGGAGCAAUGGGGGCUUAUACCACACCACCACCACCACGGCAUCGACGACUUGGGCCCCAACAUCAAUGCCAUAUGGCUUGCUGCUGGCUCAAUCGUCAUCAAGGAAUGGCUCUACAGAGCGACCCUCAAGAUCGCCAAAGAGCGCAAGUCGACGGUCCUUGCCUCCAACGCCUACCACCACCGCGUCGACUCCCUUACUGCCUUCGUCGCUCUCCUCCUCAUCGCCGGCUCCAACGUCCUCAACAAUGCAAAAUGGCUAGACCCUAUCGGUGGGCUCGUCAUCUCGCUCAUGGUGGUCCAAGCUGGUUGGGGAAACACUAAGCAAGCGCUACUCGAACUGGCAGACGUCGGCGUAGACCAGGAGAUGAAGGACAACGUUCGGAAAGCCGCGACAGACGCUGUCAAGGGUGUCACUACCGCAUCAGAGCCAGUCAAUGUGCGAGCGAUUCAGGGUGUCAAGGCUGGCCAGAACUACCUCAUGGAUAUCGAGAUUGGCGUCUCUGGCACCUGGACCGUUGAGCAGACACGCGACGUUGAGAACGUAAUCCGGGACCGCGUUGGUGUCGACGUGCGCGGCGUAAAGAAGGUGCGCGUGCGCUUUGUAACCAACUCGGCGCAAGUACCAGACUUUCUCGACGAGUUCAUCCCUGGCGACUCUACUGCAGCGGCGAGCGAAGGGUCUGAGGCAGAACAUGACCACGAUCACGACCACAACCACAACCACGAAACUACCGAUGGCAACGCAAGGCGAAGGAAAUGAUUGGUGUACACCUAUAGACAAGCAUAGCUGGGCGUUCUGGAGUUGGGCAUGCAACUACCCGGCGGCACAUACGAGACAUCGGACACUUGUAUAUAUUUUGAAUACCCAUCACCUGAACUCAAACCCGGCCCACGCUCUAGACUCGUACUUUCCCA
Messenger RNA from Alternaria rosae, 1826 nucleotides. Its product is annotated as cation efflux family-domain-containing protein. Gene Ontology annotation, cellular component: membrane. The transcript has 3 exons. Lineage: Eukaryota; Fungi; Ascomycota; Dothideomycetes; Pleosporales; Pleosporaceae. The coding region runs from base 220 to 1671 and encodes 483 amino acids. Gene Ontology annotation, molecular function: monoatomic cation transmembrane transporter activity. Gene Ontology annotation, biological process: transmembrane transport; monoatomic cation transport. The record is from RefSeq and is a predicted model, not a curated record.